CCGCUUCAGGAAGGGCUACUGCGCAUGCGUAAAUCUAGUGACUCGCAGUUCCUUAGGCGAGUCACUAAAUUUAGGAGUAAAAAGUGGUUAUCGCAGGAAGUUAUGAGUGAUUCGGGAAAUAUUAAAGACUCUGCCUGCAUAAGAAUUCAGAUUUUAAGAUAGGAGAGUGACGGAGUGCAGAGUUCAUUCAGAACGGAAGUGAGAGGGCUGGCACUCUGCAGGCGGAGUGAGACAGGCAAGUGUGACACUGCAAAGACGCGAAUUUAUUCGUUCUGCCUUUUUAGGCCUUUGGCUUCUCACCACAACAGUCAGUCAUGACUGAGUCCCAGGGAUCAGUGUCAUUUGAGGAUGUGUCUGUGGACUUCACUCAGGAAGAAUGGAAUCAACUGGACCCUAUUCAGAGGAGCCUAUACAGAGAUGUGAUGCUAGAGAAUUAUAGCCAUUUUGUCUCUCUGGGGUAUCCUAUUACCAAACCAGAAGUGAUCACCUCUUUAGAACAAGGAGUCCUUGGGCUCAUAAAGAGAGAAAUCCCAAGUUCAAGUUGUACAGAAGAUGGUCAAGCUGAAUACAACCUAGCAUGGCAUCAGAAAAAGCAAAAUAUGCACCUGGAACAGGCUAUAUCCAUUAUUGAGAAAAAUGUGACUGAAGAAAGAAGUUAUGAAUGUGAUGGACUUGUAAGCCCACUUCCUCAGAACACAUGGGUAGUUUCUUCAAGACCCAUACCCUAUAUGAAUAACUCAUUUGGGGAAAGUAUUAAAGAUAAUUUAGGUUUACUUAAUCCUAGUAAUCUGAGCUUUGUAGCCCGGGAAUGUUAUGAAUGUAAUAGAUGUAGGAAAUUAUUAAUUCUUAACAGACAUGAGAUAAGUGAUGGAAUGAAGUCCCGUGAUCAUAUUAUGUAUGGAAAAGAGCAUAUUUAUAACUUUGUUCAGCCUGACUUGAUUCAACUUAGAGACAAAACCUAUGAAUGUCCUGAGUGUAGAAUAACCCUCAGCCCAAGUUCAUUCCUUGUUGUUCAUCAAAUCACUCACAUAGGAGAAAAGUCUUAUGAAUGGGUAAGAUGCAGAGAAGCAUUCAACAACACAGCACACCUCAGUCUACAUCAAACAAUGCACACAGGAGACAAGCUUUUUGAAUGUAAUGAAUGUGGCAAGUCCUUCAGAGAGGAGUCAACACUGCAUAUACAUCAAAGAACACAUACAGGUGAAAAACCAUAUAUAUGCAAUGAGUGUGGCAGUGCUUUUCAAGAAAAGACAAAUCUUAUCAUACAUCGGAGAACUCACAAAGGAGAGAAGCCCUAUAAAUGUACAGAUUGUGAAAAAACCUUCAACCAAAAGGCACAUCUGAAUGUACAUCAGAGAACACACACAGGAGAAAAACCUUUCGAAUGUACCGAUUGUGGCAAGUACUUCAGAGAGAAAUCAACCCUGAAUAUACAUCAAAGAACUCAUACAGGAGAGAAACCAUAUGUAUGCAAUGAGUGUGGCAAAGCCUUCAGAGAAAAGACAAAACUCAUUAUACAUCAGAGAACUCACACAGGAGAGAAACCCUAUGAAUGUUCAGAAUGUGGGAGAGCCUUUAACCAAAAGGCACACCUCAGUGUACAUCAGAGAACACACACAGGAGAGAAACCUUUUGAAUGCAAUGAAUGUGGCAAAGCUUUCAGAGAAAAGUCAACUCUGCGCAGACAUCAAAGAAUUCAUACAGGAGAAAAACCUUAUGUGUGUUCAGAAUGUGGAAGAGCCUUUACCCUUAAGCUAAGCCUCAGUGCUCACCAGAGAAUUCAUACAGGGGAAAAAACAGAUGGAUGUACUGUAUGUGGAAAAGUCUUCUCCCGGAAGUCAUACCUCAUGUUACAUCAGAGAGCUCAUACAAGAGAAAAAUUUGAAAAAUCAUAUGAAUGCAAUGAAUGUGAUAAAGCAUUCUUCCAGAAAUCAUAUCUCAUUAUUCAUCAGAGAGUUCACACAGGGGAGAAACCCUAUGAGUGUAAUAUAUGUGAGAAAUCUUUCUCCCAAAAAUCAUAUCUCAUUAUUCAUCAAAGAACCCAUACGGGAGAGAAACCAUAUCAAUGUGAUAAGUGUAGCAGAGCCUUCAGAGAAAAGUCCAAACUCACUGUGCAUCAAAGAAUUCACAUAAGAGAGAAACCCUAUGACUGCCCUGAAUUGGAAAGAAACUUUCCAGAGAUCAAAGUUCCUCAUAAAUUAGAGAACUCAGAGAUGAAAGAAAACAAAGAACUGAAAAUGGAAAAUGUGUCAUAGUAAAGUGAAAGAAAAAGGAACUGUAAAAAGUGAUGGGGAAAUUGUGCUGUAGCUAGGGUGCUUUUCUGAGCAUAUGACACUUGUGCUUAAAGAUCAGCACCAGCCAUAUUGGGAUAAGAGCAUUCUGUGCAAAAGAAAUAGGAAAAUCCUCUUUCUUAAAGAAAAAAACUUGGCCUCUGUACUUUUGCAUCUAUUGAAUUAUCAUUUCUCAUCAAAGAGAUUGUUCAAUGCCAAAAUCUUUUCAAGUCUUCAAUGUAUGAAAGCUGUCAGUUGAAAAACAAACCUCAUCAUAAUUGUGGGCAUAAGUGUAAAAAUAAUUCAAUUAAUUAAUUUAAAUAAGUAUAGUUCCUCAAAAGUGAAGUAAAGGAAAUCCGUAUGUUUCCAAAUUCAAUAUCAAACACUCAUAGAAAACAUAAAAAGAAAUUAUUAGAAAAAGUGGUUUGCCAAACAAUUUUAAGUUAAAGAUUUAAAUAUAACCAUUAAAGGAACAACAAAGAAUAUAUUACAAAAUUCCAAAUUAUUUUAAUUAUCAGAACAAUGUAAGAAGAUACUACUAGAGUAUCAAAUCCAGUGUUAAGCAGUAAUAACAGUUGAUAAUGCCAAUGUUUCUUUCCUAGCCUUAUCUGGGAAUACUAUAAGAUUCCAAGAAGGACUAUAAGCUGCCUAAUAGGCUUUAGAAGACAAGUUUUGGACACAAAUUCACUAGAGUUCAUUUAUGCUGCUUUUAAUGAAUACCUACCACAUUCAGACUUUUUUCAAUAGCCAGCAUGGUAGCACCUUUUAUGGUUUCCCAGAAAGAUGUGAAAUUUGGUUAUCUAUGGGGUUGGGGUGAAAUAAUGGAAAAUUCCAGUUGACAUUAAGGAAGAGGUCUUGAACUCUCCUUGCCAUGCAGUGACAACUAGCUGUUUUAAUGAUCAACUAACUGUUUAUUUCUGAUGAACACUGAAAGCAAGGCUUUGGGUAACUGAGCCCUGACCAUGGACUACAAACAACAUGAGCAACUACUUCAUGAGAAUAGCUACUUCCAAUGUGACUGCCCAAUGAAAUGAGAGCUAAUGGCUGUGUUCCAGACAUAGCAUGAAACCAAGGCAUUCUGUAAAAAGAAAUUAUUACUUUGUGUGUCCUUUGAAUCCUUUGCCUAAAUUCCAAGUCUGUCAUUUUCAACUUUAGAUUUAGAUCAUGAAAAAUAUAACAGGAGGUUGGGGCUUAGAAUGGUAGUAUGUUAGAGUAUGUGAAAGAAUGUGAAUAUUUUAAACUCGUAGUUCACACUAUGUAAGCUCUAUUUAAUUUAAUUCUCCCCUGAAGAGACUGCAAAUGUCUUAAAUAAAGACCCCAUAGUGACCUAAUCUGAAAAUGAUGCUUUUAAAGAUAAGACAUCUUUCAUAUCCUUAUACCAACCCCCUCUCUCUCCAAAUCUGUUGCUGGUUUUCUUUUGAGGCAGGGUCUUACUAUGUAGACCAGGCUGGCCUUAAGUUUGUGAUGUUCUGCCUUUGCCACCUGAGUGCUGGUAUGACAAGCAUGUAUCACCACAUGCAUAUUUUUAAGAAUUUUAUGCCAAGCACUAUAUGUGUUUUCCAAAUAUCAGUUCA
Molecule: messenger RNA, 3844 nt
Organism: Arvicanthis niloticus (Nile rat)
Lineage: Eukaryota; Metazoa; Chordata; Mammalia; Rodentia; Muridae
Biological process (GO): regulation of cytokine production; negative regulation of transcription by RNA polymerase II; embryo development
Cellular component (GO): nucleus; nucleoplasm
Molecular function (GO): RNA polymerase II cis-regulatory region sequence-specific DNA binding; DNA-binding transcription repressor activity, RNA polymerase II-specific
Source: RefSeq, a predicted model, not a curated record